This is a messenger RNA of Caenorhabditis sp. 36 PRJEB53466, 1685 nucleotides long. Lineage: Eukaryota; Metazoa; Nematoda; Chromadorea; Rhabditida; Rhabditidae. The record is from the annotation of a GenBank genome assembly.
AUGUAUCGCAAAGUGAACUGACCAAAGCAAUCUAUAUGUAUAUCCAAAAGUGUUAUCGCUAACAGUCCAACUUGAUAGCACUCUGUCUCUCUCUCUCUCUCAUUUGUCGUGUUUCUUUGUUCAACUUCUAUUGUUUUACAGAUCAUGUCGACGGACUAUGAUGUCAUCGUUGUCGGAGCAGGCAUUUUUGGGUCGUGCACGGCAUACAACUGUCAGAAACUCGGACUCAAGACUUUGCUUCUGGAGCAGGUAUCCCAUCACGAAUGAUUCAAAAUUUUUAACAAAACUCUCAGUUCGAACUGAGUCACUCAAACGGAAGUUCUCAUGGAAAAAGUAGAAUCACUCGUUAUGCUCACACUGAGGUCGAGUACGUCGAUUUGGUCGCUGACGCCUAUGAGCAAAUUUUCGAACUUGAAAGAGUUCGUGGAGAGAAACUGUGGAAGUGAGAAUAUCUUGGGAUGACUCGAAAUGAAAAUGGAUUUCAGAAAAACCGGCAUUCUCUGGGUGUCGACUGGAAAUGAGGUCGAGACCAUUCAUAACAACUUGACAUCCAAGAAUAUUGAGCAUGAAGUAGUCAAAGGAAGCGAGGUAAAACACAAACACGUUUCUUCAGUUAAUAAACAAAUGCAGAUUGGAAAAAGAUAUCCUCAAUUCAAGUUUGAUGACGAAUGGAACGGAUUGAUUGACCCGAUGGGCGGUGUAAUCUACGCGGACAAGUGGCUGAACGCUUUUCGGGUUAACAAUACAUACUACUGACAUAUUCGGUCAAAUAAAUUAUAUGCAUUUUCAGGAUGAGUUCAAGAAAAUAGGUGGUGUUUUGCACGACCGUGAAGCUGUGGUUUCUCAUACCGAACACGGAGACACUUUGACUGUUCACACCAACAAAAGCCGUUACACAACCAAGAAAACAAUUUUCACUGUUGGAUGCUGGAUUACCAAGUUUCUUCCGGAUGUCAAGAUCAACAUUGAGGUAGUGGUCUAUUUGCUAUCAUCUUACCUAAUUUUAUGAAGUUCAGCCGAUUUCCAUCUCUGUUUGCUAUUGGAAAGCCAAAGAUGAGGCGGAUCGUCAUCUUUUGAACGAAAAUCAUUAUCCUGUUUUCAUUGCGCAAGAGAUGGCUUUGAAGGAAUUUCACUAUUCGCUCCCGGAUACGGAUUUCCCCGGAUCUAUCAAGGUUUACCAAAGAUUUCGUGAAGAGAAAACAAAAGUUAUUUUUUCCAGUUUUGCUACCACCACGGUGACGCUCUGACAAAAGACCUCACUCACCCAGACAAACGCUCUCAGGUAAGCAAAAAAAAGGCAAAUUUAUUCAUAACCAUGUAUACCUACAUAUUAUCUGUUUCAGCGCUGCAUCGACUUACCAGCGGAAUUCAUCAAAAAGUACAUUCCUGUUGUCGACGGAUCGGCUCCGACCAGGGUUGACAAAUGCAUUUAUACAGUUAGUCCCAACAUACUUUUAAUUAAAAUUUGCAUUUUAAACUUUCAGAACUCGCCCGAUGAUCACUACAUCAUUGGUAAAAUUCCCGGAAAGAACCCGAACAUUCUUGUCGGCGGAUGUGGAUCAGGAUCGGGAUUCAAAGUGGCUCCUGGAAUCGGAAAAGCUCUUGCUGAAAUGGCGGCUGGGAAAAAGACAACUGUCGAUGUCUCGUUUUUCUCGGCCGAUCGCUUCAAGCCCUCUAAAAUCUAA